Molecule: messenger RNA, 1568 nt
Organism: Archocentrus centrarchus (flier cichlid)
Lineage: Eukaryota; Metazoa; Chordata; Actinopteri; Cichliformes; Cichlidae
Gene: drd3
Product: dopamine receptor D3
Exons: 8
Coding region: 176-1537 (453 amino acids)
Biological process (GO): phospholipase C-activating dopamine receptor signaling pathway; negative regulation of cytosolic calcium ion concentration; negative regulation of synaptic transmission, glutamatergic
Cellular component (GO): plasma membrane
Molecular function (GO): G protein-coupled receptor activity; dopamine neurotransmitter receptor activity, coupled via Gi/Go
Source: RefSeq, a predicted model, not a curated record
CUAGCGCUCCUCCGGCUCCUCCCGCUCUCCUCCCGAAGCGCUGGACUCAUCGACCGGGCAACUUUUAACUCUGCACGGAUGAUGCUUUUUCUCGAUGGCAUCUAAUGAAUACUUCACUAAAAAACACUAACAGGUCUGCCAAACAUCUCACCUCCCAUGUCACCGGGACGUCUCAAUGGCGAUGUUUAGCAGCUCAGAGCGGCUCUGGAACGAGUCAGAGCGUCUCGGAUGGGGUGAGAGGAACGAAAGCACUGAGGCGCCAUGGCAGGACGAGGAGCGCAACUACUACGCCAUGCUGUACUCCCUGCUUAUCCUAGCCAUUGUGUUUGGAAAUGUGUUGGUGUGUCUGGCUGUGCUGAGGGAGCGUUCCCUCCAGACGACCACCAACUACCUGGUGGUGAGCCUGGCUGUGUCCGACCUGCUCGUGGCCUCCCUGGUCAUGCCGUGGGCUGUGUACCUGGAGGUGGUCGGCGGAGCCUGGCUUUUCAGCCGGCUCUACUGUAACAUCUUUGUCACGCUGGAUGUGAUGAUGUGCACCGCCAGUAUUCUCAACCUGUGUGCCAUCAGCAUUGACAGGUAUACAGCAGUAGUGAUGCCCGUCUUGUACAACACCACUCAUCGUUCCAGAAAAAGAGUCUUUGUCAUGAUUUCUAUCGUGUGGGUCCUGGCCUUCGCCGUGUCCUGUCCCCUGCUGUUUGGCUUCAACACCACAGAUGACCCGAUGGUGUGCUCCAUUUCCAACCCUGACUUUGUGAUCUACUCUUCUGUGGUGUCCUUCUACUUGCCAUUUAUUGUCACGCUGCUCGUUUACAUUCGCAUCUACGUCUUCCUCAGGAUGAGGCGGAAGAGGAUCACUUUUGGACAGGCCAGUGGAAAGGUGCAGCCAGGCUCCAUCCCACCCUCUGUGGAGACCUGUCUGCAAGAAGAGGCGCCCAAGGCGAAGCACGACUUGUCACCUAUAAGGAUUAAAGUGCAGAGUGAAGAACCAUCAGGUCCUUCCAAGCCCAACCUGCUCUCAGGAUGCCUGUGGGGCAAACGCCCAAAGACAGGACCAGUGGAGAACUCAGUACUGCCCCCAGUGGACAUGCAGAACUACUGUAGCAUCAGCCAUGCCUCCUGUGGCCGCACCGAGCUGGAUAUAGAGGAGGAGCGGGGGGAACAAGACCCUGUGGAGAACAACCAGUUCCAGCAUCCUGUCAGGAUGAGCUGUGAGGUGAAAGAUCUGUCCAACGGGCAGACACACACAUCCCUGCGGCCGAUGUCUCACAGCAGCAAUCCACGAUUCAGGACCAUGCACGCGAGGGAAAAGAAAGCCACUCAGAUGCUGGCCAUUGUGCUCGGGGUGUUUCUCAUCUGCUGGCUGCCUUUCUUUGUGACUCACAUUCUGAACACCCACUGCAGGACAUGCUACGUGCCUCCUGCACUUUACAGUGCUUUCACCUGGCUUGGGUAUGUCAACAGCGCCCUUAACCCUGUUAUCUACACCACCUUCAACAUCGAGUUCAGACGGGCCUUCAUCAAGAUCCUCAGCUGCUGAGGAAGGAGCCACUUCAGGAAAUUUAAUGAAA